This is a messenger RNA of Aspergillus fijiensis CBS 313.89, 2349 nucleotides long. RefSeq lists its product as uncharacterized. Lineage: Eukaryota; Fungi; Ascomycota; Eurotiomycetes; Eurotiales; Aspergillaceae. The transcript has 2 exons. The record is from RefSeq and is a predicted model, not a curated record. The coding region runs from base 1 to 2349 and encodes 782 amino acids.
AUGCAGUCCGGGCGCAAACGCCGGGUCGGUUCUGUCUCCGGUCCAGAGCCUCAACUCUCAGCGUCCACUCAACGAACAACUCGUCAGUCCAAUAGCGCUCAUGCCACCGCUACUCCUUCCAAGAGUCGGCGACAGCCUAGGAAGAAGGUCCGCUUCUCCGAUCCAGGCCCUCAGCUACACGACGGCUCCGACUAUGGGACUGGGCUCACGCCCGCCAUGCUACGCACCUCCUUUGAAGAACGGGCGGAUAUAGAUCCUUUGGCUAGCUCUCCAAGUCGCCGCUCGCGACGCCAUUCCACGCCACUCCGCAAGACCCGCUUUCAGUCGCCUUCCCCGGCCUCCUCUUCGUCAGCCGGUGUGGAACAGGUGUUUCAAUUUACGCCACUUCGACAGCUUCUGGACUCGCGGACGCAACGAAGAAUCCGGCGAGUUGGGUUGAGUGAUGAGAUCAACCAGUUGGAGCGCGAGAAGAGGGACGCAGCACGUUAUGAGCGAACCUUGCAGACAUUGCUGCGGGAACGUGACUCUUUGAAGCAAGAGCUGGAUUCGGUCAAGCGAAUCGAGCGCCUGCCCACAGGCGCAUCGCUGGAACCGGCUGGCGGACCCUCGUGCGAUUCCCCUCGGUCACUAGCCGAGCGUCUGGAGUCUGAGAAUCAUCGAAUGAGACAGGAGCUUUCUUUCUCCAGGGAUGAUCUCGUCGACAGCUCCAGUGUCACCAACACCGAGAACGACACAAUCAUCGUCAAUGAAAGCGGAUUUGACGGAGAAACGAUGCUUAUCUCGGACUCACCUGAUCUCAGAUCUCUAUGGAAAACUUCACGCUUUGGCAUAGAUGGUUGUGAACUCUUGCGAAGCGGGAGCCCGAAUGCGGAUGCGGAAACUCAAUUGUCCCUUCCUGACCAUGACUCAGGGGCAGAAAUCCAUGCCCUCUUCGCAGACCUUGAAACUGCUAGGAGAGAGAAACGCGCCCUCUUCGAAGCAUGCCGCUUUCGCAUUGCGUCCUUUGGUGGAACUACGCUUGAGCCUCGUCUUCAUCGAACUUCCCCACCGCCAGACUUCGUAGAUCAACUGAUACCAAGUCUGGCUGAGACCCUUGGUCGAGCUUCGGAUGCCACGCAGUCAUUGAAUUCUAUCAAAGAGGAGUUGUCAGAACUGGGAUUUCCCGGAAUACACGCCGAAGAGAUCAUUGCAGACAUGCGCGAUCAGUUCCGCUCCGCACGCUUGCGUCUCGAACGAGCGAUUCCUGGAGAGACCCCGAAUAUAGGCUUGAAUGACGGCUGCGCGACUCUUAGUGCUUUGGUCAAACGGAUUGAGAUCCUGAUCAAAAGCUUAGGAGAUGAGCGCGCAAGGGCUUUGGGCUCUAGUGACAGGGAAAGAGCCCUUCGUGUUCAAUUCGAUAACCUUCUGGCUCGGUACGAAGAAGCGAGCAAGAAGAUCAGCGGUCUUGAAGAGUCUAUUGCCGGCUCUGCUAGCGACAUGCUCCAUACACGAAUGAGGAUGCAGGAGCUAGAAAAAGAAGGAGAGGAGCAGGCCGUAGGUAUUGACAGACUCAAUGCCGCGCUUAACAGGUAUCGCGAGGAGAUCAGGAGCCUAGAAACACUUGUCACAGAUUUAGAAUCAGAUAAAGUCACGAACAGCGACAUUUACAGUCAGCAGGUGUCGAAGCUUCAACUACAAGUCACAGAACAAGAAAAUGCGCGUCGCGUCGCUGAGGGCACAGUUGCAGACCGUGAAGCCCGCAUCCGCGAAUUGGAAGACACUGUUGAACAAAACCGUGCUCGAUCGUGCCAACUGAGCGUCAGAGUGGAGGAACUGGAGUUGGAGCGUCAGAAGGCAAUCGAAAGUCUCGAACAGGAAGCGGCUGAGCAACUUGAACAAUGUGAGAAGGAAAUCGGUACCCUCAACGUUGUCGUUGCAGAGCUCAACACAUCACUCGCGGGUGCCAAGUCAGAGAUCGAUAGUCUACGGCGGAGCAACGUGGGCUUGGAGCACCAGCUGCGGCUUGAGACCGAAGCUAGGGACAAUCUUCUGGAGACAUGGGCUGCGGAGCAAGCACGCUCAUUUGCUCGAAUGAAAGAAACCGUCAGCAACGAACGCCGCAAGGCCAAGGUCCGAGCCGCCAAUUGGGAGAUUCGGUCUGAUGAACUGCAGUCGGAAAGUACCACACUGGGCAGCGAGCCUAUCACACCGGUCAGCAUGACCAGAUUUAUCGAUGUGGAGGCUGGACGGGGCGAGCACCGUAAGCGUCUGGACAGUGGCAUUGGGAUUCUCACCGAUGAGCCCGAGGAGGAUGCGGCUGCGGGCGCGGAUAUGCAGGUGUUGCUGCCCUCGGACCCGGCUGACCUAUGA